Molecule: messenger RNA, 1050 nt
Organism: Dendronephthya gigantea
Lineage: Eukaryota; Metazoa; Cnidaria; Anthozoa; Malacalcyonacea; Nephtheidae
Product: short-chain collagen C4-like
Exons: 5
Coding region: 164-970 (268 amino acids)
Source: RefSeq, a predicted model, not a curated record
UCGUUUGCGACAAUCCGACGUCGUUGAACACAUCUUUUCCUGGAUCUGUCCAGACUUGCUGUGUUAAUCUGUUCCCGGUGUGUAUAAGAACAGGUUGAUCAACGUCACGACACCACAACAGACUUGAAUUCAAUUGAAACUCGUCGUUUUUUUGAAGAAAAUCAUGUCUUUCCGUCAUUUUUAUAUUUUGUUUCUUGCUCACUUUUUGUGCUCCGUUGUGACAGCCAAUACUGAUGAUCAUCAAAUAAGAAAAAGGCAAGCUCCGUCUGGUCAGGGAACAAGUAGUUUAUGCCGAGGACUUCCAGGUUUACCUGGACGAGAUGGUCGAGAUGGUCGUGAUGCAAUGCUCAUUGGUCCACCAGGAAAGCGAGGUGAACCAGGACCACAAGGGAUGAAAGGAGACUCCGUAGGUGUAACAGGAGGUGCCGUGUACACACGUUGGGGAAGAAAUGACUGUCCGCAAUCUGUCAAAACAACCAUGUUGUAUUCAGGUGUGAUGGGUGGUUCAUGGUUCAAUCAUCAUGGUGGAGCAUCAAACUAUCUUUGUCUACCAUUGAAUCCAAUAUUUGACAAAGUUAAGGCUGGUAAUCAAGGAGGGAGUUAUAUCUAUGGCACCGAGUACGAGACACAUUAUUAUCCUAACUUUUUUCCGCAAAACAUCGCUGAUCACGAUGCUCCCUGCGCAGUCUGUCACACCGAGUCACGUGGUAGUCACGUGAUGAUACCAGCUCGUAAUGUCUGUCCCUCAGGCUGGACAUUGGAGUAUAAAGGAUAUCUCAUGUCCGCACAUUAUGGUCACAACGGAAGAACACAGUUUCUUUGUGUUGACGAGAACGCUGAAGCUACAACAGGAUCUCAUGUUGAUCAUAAUGGCGCCCUACUUUAUUUUGUUGAAAGUCAGUGUGGUUCUCUUCCUUGUCCACCAUACGCCACUGGUAAAGAACUCACUUGUGUGGUUUGCACAAAAUAAAUAAAGCGAAUAUAUGUUUUAAAUAAUUGAACCCAUAGUCAAAUUUAUGUGCAUAUAAUUAUGUUAAUUUUGAACGUUUA